ACAUGAUGGCCUGACUACAGCAUCUUGCUAGUAAAGUAGGUCAGGAAUAGUAGGUAUGAGAAGCUCCGAAAGAAAGAGUGUUCCAUGACCGAGACACCUCCCAUGCAGUGCAACGCAUGGUUCUUGCACUUUAUUGUUGGGGAGAUUGUGUACGACGAUGAAGUGAUCGACUGGUUCAACGGGGAAGGCGUUUCCCACAUGCAGUCAGAAGGGGUCUAG
This is a messenger RNA of Verticillium dahliae VdLs.17, 219 nucleotides long. RefSeq lists its product as uncharacterized. The transcript has a single exon. The record is from RefSeq and is a predicted model, not a curated record. Lineage: Eukaryota; Fungi; Ascomycota; Sordariomycetes; Glomerellales; Plectosphaerellaceae. Bases 85 to 219 code for a protein of 44 amino acids.